AUGCGCGGGUUUGAUGGGGAACGCAAUCUGAACACCGUGGAGUGUUUCCAGCGCAGAGAGGGCCGCACCUUCUGUGACUACGAGACCGCACAGCCCACCGCCACCCGGAAGGCCAGCGUGUUCCACCUGCUGUCAGAUGACGAUCUGGAGGAGAGUAUUGAGGUUGAACCGCGCAAAUCAGUCUGUUCCGUGGGUUUCGUCGGAGAUCUCGCAUCUACUCCGGCGGCAACAGCAUCCAGCCCCGUGCCCCGCCUGACCGAUGUAGGUCAUCGUUUUUGA
Molecule: messenger RNA, 279 nt
Organism: Dibothriocephalus latus
Lineage: Eukaryota; Metazoa; Platyhelminthes; Cestoda; Diphyllobothriidea; Diphyllobothriidae
Source: the annotation of a GenBank genome assembly